CUCCGUCAAAUCUCGAAGGAGCUCAGGAAGUCCCAGCGUUACAAGCACGCUCUCGAGUUGAAAAGAUUGACAACAUGUUUAUGGCUCGCAAUAAGGGUUUUUUCUUUGAUGGUGAAGAUCUGGAAAGUUGGUGGCAUGAGCAAGAUCAACCAUUAAUUGCUUGUAUUAUGGGAUAUCUUAUGGCGCAUUAAAGAGGAUAUGUUUGCUAAAACUGUCUUGAUAUUAAGAAAUCUCUGCUCCAUUUUUUUUUCCUUUCCCUUUUUCAUAUUUUUGACAAAUCAUGAGUCAAAUUAUCUUGAUCACCCAGAUGUCUAUAUGCUAGUACAUAUGAUUGGUUGGAGGUAAAUUUGUUCUGGCAUCUAAAAUAUUUACCCAUUUGUUCAGGUGAACGUUUGCUCUCUCUCUCUCUCUCUCACACACACACAUUAUCAAGAUUACUUAUGCUUGGUUUGGUUGCUAAGAGUAUAACUUAAUCUUAUACCAGAUUGAUGACAGUGCAUCUGUUUAACUGUUUUUUUUCAGUAAGUAUUUGCUACAUGAUUAGUGGCUGUCAACAGAUAGAAUUAGCUGGGAAAGAGUUCCAGAACAUCUGCUAUGAAAGUUUUAAGCCUUUCUACCAUGUCCCUGCUUUAAUACAUAAUUUUAAAUCCUGUUGUAUAAUUGAUACAAGUUUGCAGAUAACAGAAUGGAUGGUUACUCAUGAAGAAUAUGAAUUAUCAGACUCUGACUAUGCUGUCCGCAUUGACUUGAUGACAAAAGUUUUCGGCAUUGAUGCUGCAGAACGCUACUUUGAAGACCUACCUGUGUCUGCAAAAACAAUUGAAACAUGCACUGCUCUCCUCCACUCUUAUGCUGGGGCAAAAUUGAUUGAAAAGGCUGAGAAACUUUAUGAGAGGAUGAAGGACUCAAAUCUGCCCUUAAAUGCCCUUACACAUAAUGAGAUGAUGACUUUAUACAUGUCAGUCGGGCAUGUUGAGAAGGUCCCAUUAGUUAUCGAAGAACUUAAACGACAGAAGGUUGUACCAGAUAUCUUCACUUAUAAUCUAUGGAUAAGUUCAUGUGCUGCAACAUUAAACAUCAAUGAAGUUAGAAGGAUUCUAGCGGAAAUGGGGCAUGAUUCAGUUUGUAAUGAAGAUUGGGUGAGAUACAUUAACCUCACCAAUAUAUAUGUUACUGCAGGUCAUCUUGUAAAUGCAGAGUCUAACUCUCUAGUUGAAGCUGACAAAGGUACCACACAAAGAGAAUUGAUAACGUACGAUUUCCUUAUUAUUCUGUAUGCUGGUUUAGGAAACAAAGACAGAAUUGAUCAGAUAUGGAAAUGCUUGAGAAUGGCUAAACAAAAAAUGUCAAGCAGAAACUAUAUUUGCAUUCUCUCUUCAUAUCUGAUGCUUGGGCAUUUGAAAGAAGUAGAAGAAGUUAUUGAUCAGUGGAAGCAAUCAACCACAACAGAUUUUGAUGUUUCUGCUUGUAGUAGGCUUGUAGAUGCUUUUGCGGAUGUUGGAUUGACUGAGAAGGCCCACAGUUUUCACAUCCUGCUGAUUCAGAAGAACUGCGACCCUGCAAGUCUAUCAAAAUAGUAGCUAGAGUUUGGUCUUAUCUGCAAACAAUAUUUGAGGGAUCAGUGUUUGGACAUCUUGGAGAGGAAAUAAGUGCACUUGCAUUUCUUUGAGGCUUGCUGCAUGACUGAAUUGCCUCAUCCAACUUUCAGCAUUCUGGUAUUGCUGCUGUUUCGCUUUUUGUGUCCAUACUCUAGAAAUGUAAAAUUCAGGGUUUCUUGAAUAUCAGACUUGCGUUUAUUUCCUUCCCAAUGUCUAUGAUCUAAGAUGCUUUCCCAGCUGCU
This is a messenger RNA of Corylus avellana, 1840 nucleotides long. The record is from RefSeq and is a predicted model, not a curated record. NCBI's taxonomy places the organism in Eukaryota, Viridiplantae, Streptophyta, Magnoliopsida, Fagales, Betulaceae.